UCAGUCGUUUUCUCAGCCAGUGCGAGUCGGUUCGGUGGCCGCGUUCGUCGUCCACCAGGUCGCGCAGCAGCCGUUCGAAUUUCGUGUUCGUCGAUAAAGAUCGGCACCGCGAAUCUUGUUCCUUUUUUGGUAAUGGUCGAGUGUGAAGGAGCCGCUGUCGAUCGUGUGAAAAUAUCCUCGCCAAAUACUUAGUGUUAAGUGGGUCCAUAUGAUUCUAUACUGGGCCGAUGUGAAUCUAGGAGCGGGCAAAAAAUUUAGGCCGCGACUCGGCCAAGAUUCUUCUUGUGUAAACAGUGGCCGAUUGUUGUUCACGAUUCCCAACUAUUUCAGAGUGUCUUCGGAGUUUGCCGUCAAUGUCGGCAGCCUCAGCGAGUGCUAUUUCGCCGGCAAAGGUACCGCGGUGGUGCUACCUGAUGCCGACCCUGUAUCCCAGCCCGAGGGCGUCGAAAAUGGGGAGACCACGGUCGAAGAUGAUUCGCAAAACGCGCCGAAAGGUGGCAGUAACGCGUAUCAAAACAGUGCACCCAUCCAACGUCAUUUGCAGUGCAUGUUCAACCUGUUGAGGACGGAGGAAACUCUAAAAAUGGCUGUCAAACUGGAAAGCGUCCAUCCAUCUAGAACGCGAUAUUUGGUGGUUGCCUCAAGGCAGGGUAGUGCAGGAGAGGAAUGUUGCCUGUUGGGUAUCGACUGUAAUGAGCAGACUACCGUGGGAUUAGUCCUUCGGAUUUUAGCCAACACCAGCAUUAGGCUUGAUGGAGAUGGGGGAUUCAGCGUUAGCGUAUGUGAAAGGCAUCACAUUUUCAAGCCAGUUUCAGUUCAAGCCAUGUGGUCAUCGCUUCAAACUCUCCACAAAAUCAGUGGCAAAGCUCGCGAAGGAAACUACUUCCAGGGUGGUGGUACGCAUUCCUGGGUGGAGUAUUACGAAAACCACGUUACCUCUGACCGGUCCUGCCUCAAUGAGUGGCACGCCAUGGAUUGCUUGGAGUCCAGAAGGCCGCCAUCGCCAGAUUCGAUACGCGCGAGGCCUACCGAGAGGGAAGAAACGGAAAAAGUAAUUCGAGCUACACUCAAAGAAAUUAUGAUGUCCGUGGAUUUGGACGAAGUAACGUCAAAAGUUAUUCGUACACGACUCGAAGAGCAACUAGACAUGGACCUGGCUGAGUACAAGAGCUUCAUCGACCAGGAGAUGCUGGUCAUCUUAGGUCAAAUGGAUGCACCAACGGAGAUCUUUGAGCACGUUUUUCUGGGAUCCGAAUGGAAUGCCAGUAAUUUCGAGGAGUUACGAAAAAAUGGCGUCGGACACAUUUUGAACGUUACUAGGGAAAUCGACAACUUUUUUCCUGGGUCGUUCAAAUACUGCAAUGUACGAGUUUAUGACGACGAGAAAACGGACUUGUUGAAACAUCUAGAUGACACAUUCAAGUACAUUUCAAAAGCAAGGAACGAAGGCUCCAAAGUUUUGGUACAUUGUAAAAUGGGUAUCAGUCGCUCGGCCACCGUAGUGAUAGCCUAUGCCAUGAAAGCAUACCGUUGGGAGUUUUCGAAAGCCUUACAAUACGUCAAAGAACGACGAAAUUGUAUCAAACCAAACACCAAUUUCUUAACUCAACUUGAAACUUAUCAAGGUAUAUUGGAUGCAAUGAAGAACAAAGAAAAACUACAGAGAUCAAAGUCUGAAACUAAUCUUAAAUCUCCUACUAACAGUAACAAGACGGACAAAGUGCUCUCUGGCAAGGAAUCGAUUCCUAUCACUCAGGCUCUGUCCAAAUCCUACGAUUUGCAAUCGACGUUGUCCGGGCAGGACUUGCGACAGAUGGGCGCGCGACCCAAGUCCUGGUCUCCCGACAACAUCGCCACGAAGGAAAUCCGAAAGAAUAUUAGGUCGUCACCUGGUUCCGUUAGUUUGGAAGAUCUAACUCAGGCCCGCCACGUGCUCAUGCCCUGUGAUAACGGGGAGUCGUACAGCGUCUCUCCAAACCAAAUUGUACACCUACCCGGUCGCGACGUUAGCGAUCAUAGUUCCUGUAGUUUAAGCGAUAGAACUGUAACGUCCGAAACGUGGGAUCCAGGAGAAGUGAGCGAGGAAGUAGCGACGGCGUCGAAUGUCAGUGACAGUACAAAUAGCGAAGUCUGUGAUUCGAAACUUAGUGUAGUCGAGUGUGAAAACAUCCCCGUGUGGACCUCUUCCGCUGUGGUAGUAACUCAAAGUGCUGUGUCUUUUAGUAACCUUAGUACAGUUCCUGAAUCUCGUUCGAAAUCCGGUUCUCAGAGCGAUUUAUUCUCUAAUCAGUUGGAUCGCGUGUUCGACAAAGAGGAGAAAAAACAAAAGAGGAGGUCAGUUAUAGUGACUGAUGUUACUCCAGCAGACGAUGGUACACAAAUCAGGGAGUGUCCCUCGAGGCAAAGUUCGUGGAGCUCGUAUGAUAGCGCGGUUGUUAUGGGCGAGAAAAAUGAAUUAUCUAGGCAUAGUUCGUGGGGCUCAGGAGACACGAGAAAUCGACCAAGUAGAAAUAGCUCAUGGGGGUCUUACGACAUGCGUCCACGAGGAUCAGUAUACUACAACAAUGAACAAGGGGUGAAGAUUCUUCACAGCGCCUCAGAUCUCGACCACAGUUCCUCAGGAAUAUUUCCUUACACUAAGGAAGAUAUUCCGUGGCAUCCUGGUACCGUCCGGCGUACCAAACAACGUAUUGAGGGUGGUGCUGCACGACAGUGUAGCGUUGAUAGCGUAACAAGCAGUGGUCUCUCCCCUACAAAUGCUCCUAGCUUAGAAACGUUAUCAUGCAACUUUGCAGAGGCGGUUAAUAAUACUAUUAUAGAUCGGUUAAAAACGACUGAUAAAGAUUCUAGUGCCAUAUCAAGCAGAAUUGAUAUACCUAUAGUAGAUACUGGAAAGACCCUAUCAACAAGUAUAUCCCGGCUAUCUGUAAGCGCUCCUGAACCUUCCUCUAUGGAAUUGGUAUCCCAAGAUGGUUCCUUAUCAAGAUCGGUAUCUAACGUUUCUUCGCCUUCAAAGGAUAGCUCAUCUGUUAAGAAUUACCGCCACAUCUUAGAAUCGCCUAAUAGAAUUACGAAGAAACUGGAUAAUUCUAUAGAUAUUUCAAACUCUCUUGGUAAAGUCCAGAACUUAAAAAAAGAAUUUGAGGCUAAAUCAAACAUAAUCGCUGUGGAUCCGCUAACUUCAUGCGUCGACCCAACAACUGAAGGUGGUUUAAAGGUAGCCAAACAGAAAGGUAACAGUGUGCCUUCAUCACCAGUAAGCAAUCAUGUGGUAAAAGACCAGACAGCUCCGAAUGAAGAUUUAAACUUUGAAAGUAUCAGGAGUAAAUUUGAGAGUAACGAGGAAAGGGAGGUAAAAUUAAGACAAAAAUACAAUAAUCCCAAAAGAAAUGGCACUAGAUACUCUUGCUUUGAAGUGACAGUCAAUAAAAAUCUACGUCCGCAAUUGAUAUCAAACUUGAAUAAGCAAGAGAAAAAUGAGACUGAAUAUAAGAAGCCUCCAAUAGUAAAGCAAUUGGCGGCUACUGUAAUUGCGACAGCAACAAAGAAGAAACAACAAUAUGGCAACAGUCAUCCUUUAGCGAAAAUAAAUAUAAGGCCACGGCACAACAACCCGGUCUAUAAUACAAUGUAAGAGCAGCUCAAGUAGUGCAAUGAAGUUAUACGAACGCGCAUCACAAGAAUAGUGCUGUACUAUCUAGAGUCGCAUAAAUUUACAUAGAUUCUAAAAAUAUGUGUUCUAGGUAAUAACCUUUUUUCAAACCAGAAAUUUUUGUUGCUUGGAAAAUUUCACCAUUUUGAUCAUUUAAUAUCUAUUAUAGCUUAUAAAUUUUAUGAAAGUAUAAAUUCUAUGCAGUUGUUAAAGAUACACUCAUAUAAAUUAAUAUUAUUUGUAUUUGUUUCUCUUAAGUUUUUUAUCAGUUUUUAUGUAAACUUCUAGUAAACAAUGUCAGAGCUUGCUCUGUGUCUAACAUGUCUAAUACUACUAACUUGACUAGUUGAAAAUGUUUUUUUUUAAUUAAUAUCUAUAAAUACUGAUUUAAAUUUAAGGGAAAAUUAAAAAUUUUAUCCCAAUAGAAAAUUAGAUUCCUGGUGAAAUUUAGUUUUAAACAUCACAAUAUCAUCGUAGUAUUUACAGAUUUAUAAUUUUAGCUUAUGUUCAAGCCGAGCAAAUUUUCUAAUAUACCAUUAUGAAAUGCUCAAGUUACAAAAGAAAAUGGCUGUGACUGUUUUUUUCUAUUUUUCCACAAGCUAGGUUUUAUGUAUUCAAAUUAAUUUGUUUUUCAUAUUUUUAUGGUUAAUUUGUAACUAUUUUUCUGUUUAUAUAUAAAUCUAUUUUUUUUUGUCACAAAAGAAACUUCUAUGAUAGUUUCAGUGUGGCGUUUUCCUUUUUAUUUAGGAAACAUUUAUGUGAAAAGCUCUACUAUACUGCUCAGAGAUGUAAAAAUUUUAAAAAAUCAAUAAAUAUGUAGUAUCACAAUUACUGUGGUAAUAUAUUCUGUAGCUAUUAUUGUAUAUAUUAAGCUUGAGAAUUAUUGCAACCCACUUUCAUCCAUAGUUGCUUACAUAAUGUAAAUAAGGUUAAGAAAUUAUUUUUCAAAAUAUAAAAAUCAACAGGACAUUUCUGAAUUUAAAAUUGGAGCAAUACUUAUGUGUAGUACAUUUAAAAAAUUCUAUAUCAAAAGUAAAUCAAAAUAUACUCUU
Sitophilus oryzae (rice weevil) is the source of this 4704-nucleotide messenger RNA. It is a transcript of the gene ssh, whose product is annotated as protein phosphatase Slingshot. The record is from RefSeq and is a predicted model, not a curated record. The coding region runs from base 209 to 3634 and encodes 1141 amino acids. The transcript has 10 exons. Gene Ontology annotation, molecular function: protein tyrosine/serine/threonine phosphatase activity; actin binding. Gene Ontology annotation, cellular component: cytoplasm. Gene Ontology annotation, biological process: actin cytoskeleton organization; negative regulation of actin filament polymerization; protein dephosphorylation. NCBI's taxonomy places the organism in Eukaryota, Metazoa, Arthropoda, Insecta, Coleoptera, Curculionidae.